CCGGUACCCGCGGCCCCCCGCGGGGUGUCCCCGCCCCCGCUUCCUGCCGCGCUGGGUCCCUGCCCCGGAGGGACGCGGGCGGCGGCGGCGGGGCCGGCCCCGGGGGAGAGGAGGUGGCGGGGACCAUGCUCCCAGAGGAGGUCCGGAGGCUCCUGGAAGAUGCUGAAUGUUACCUGGCGGAUGGACUGCAGAAUGAAAACUUGAGCCCUAAUGCAAGGGAGCAGAGAGAUGCAAUUCUCUUCAGCUUUCAGCAAGUCAAAGCCAGGUAUCACUUGGAAUUUCUGCCCCGAGGAGAGGAUCAGCAUGAUGCUGGCUUUGGACAAGACAGUUCUGAUGAAAAUCAAAGCUGGAGUUUGGCCCCUUCCAUGACAUCUGAUGUCUCACUUCCAUCAGACUUCCUAGAUGAUGGACUGGAGGAAGUCACACCGAGGCCUGUUCAAGACACAGGGAACAUUCUGAAGCAAGGAUAUCUGGAGAAGAGGUCCAGAGACCAUAGCUUUUUUGGAUCAGAGUGGCAGAAGCGGUGGUGUGUCCUCAACAAAAGGACCUUUUUCUACUAUGCCAAUGAGAAAAGCAAGCAACCUAAAGGCACCUUCUCCAUCGAGCAAUAUAGUGCCCGGCUGGCUUUCCAUCUCCGCAAGGACUCUCGCAGAAGAUGCUGUUUUGAAUUAAUCUGCCCUGGCAAACGCACCUAUGAGUUCACAGCCCCAAGUCCGGCAGAGGCUGAAGAUUGGGUGGAUCAGAUCCAGUUCCUCAUGAAGGACUUGAGUUCCCUCACUAUCCCAUACGAUGAGGAGGACGAGGAAGAGCUCUACAAUGAUGUGGACAGUUCUGACUCGGUGACCACAGCAUCCCACAACACUACCCUGAAUCCGGAUGAUGGGAUGGAAGAGGAUGACGUCUAUGAGGUUUUUCCAGAGAAGGAGCCCUCCAUCCCAGAGGACAGCGAGGAUUCCGGGAGCGGACAGAGAAAUGGAGGCCCCCAGCGAGAUUACGCCAAUUACUACCAAGGCAUGUGGGACUGCAGCGGCGAGCACCCCAACGAGCUCUCCUUCCACCGUGGUGACCUCAUCUACAUCCUGAGCAAGGAGUACAACAUGUACGGCUGGUGGGUCGGGGAGCUCAACAACACCGUUGGGAUCGUCCCGAAGGAUUACCUGGUGGCUGCCUACGACCUGGAGGAGUGAUGAGGACCGUGGCACCCAGGUGGAUCCUGCACAGACCGACCCCAGCGCCAGGCGCCCCCUCCUACCAGAACCUGCUGCACCAAGAUCCCGGCCCCACGCGGGGUCCUGGAGCCCUGACCUGCCCCCAGCACCCGCUGCAGCCCCCGGGCACCCCCAGCCUCCCCCGCCCAGACCCACGGGGAUGGGGUCGAGCUCUCCGGGCUGUGGGGGUGCCGGCAGCCCGCAAUAAAGCCAUUUUCCUCUCCGUG
Anas platyrhynchos (mallard) is the source of this 1435-nucleotide messenger RNA. It is a transcript of the gene SKAP1, whose product is annotated as src kinase associated phosphoprotein 1. Gene Ontology annotation, molecular function: protein binding. Lineage: Eukaryota; Metazoa; Chordata; Aves; Anseriformes; Anatidae. Gene Ontology annotation, cellular component: plasma membrane; cytoplasm. The record is from RefSeq and is a predicted model, not a curated record.